AUGAAGUCUCAUCGGUGCUAUGACCUGGUCCCUACCAGCUCCAAGUUGGUGGUGUUCGAUACUUCACUGCAGGCAAGACCACAUCCAGCUUUUAACUCUUUCCUGUCAAAUGAAUCUAGACCCAAGAUGCUGCUUUGUGUUUAUGUGUAUAACUGUGUUAAUCUCUCCGUAGGUAAAGAAGGCAUUUUUCGCUCUGGUGUCCAAUGGGGUGAGAGCAGCACCACUCUGGGACUGUAAGAAGCAGUGUUUUGUAGGUAAGAAGACAGUCCAUCAACUUCUGUUGCCUGGGCUUUUGGGAGAUUUCAAAAUGCACAAUGAGUAGAGUUGACUCUGUUCUCCUGCUGAUCUCUCACUGCAGGUAUGCUUACCAUCACAGACUUCAUCAACAUCCUCCAUCGCUACUACAAGUCUCCUUUGGUAAGGCCUGUCCUAGCUUUCAGCCUUCCCUUGUCUUCCACAGUUUCUACAUUUGCUUGUUUAUAGCAUACCCUAUCUCAAUUUCACAUUUUAAUCAUAUCAGUGUUGGUGGAGGUUGGAAAGGUGCGACAAGUGAUUUGCAGCACUUAUAUCCUAUCUAAUGAACAGUUGACCUUCAUGCCUCUCACUACCCUUGCUCUGUUAGUCAGCAUUUUCACCUGUUUUAAUGUUUCAGGUGCAGAUAUAUGAGCUGGAGGAGCACAAGAUAGAGACGUGGAGAGGUAAGAGCAUUCAUUAAGUGUUUAAUAAUAAGUGACUAAUCAUCUACUGGCAGAAGGCUAACUAGUGCCUAUUCUGUUCUCCUUCACCAUAGAAGUCUACCUUCAAGACUCCUUCAAGCCCCUAGUCAGCAUAUCCCCGAAUGAAAGGUAGGUCUACUGCCAUGGUGAGGGUUGUCUCUGAACAGUUGGUCCAAGCAGCCUGAGCUCAAUUCGGUUACUGACUGGCAUUGGUUGUCUGAAUGGGCCCUGAUACUGCCACAAAGGUGUUUUUAAUUUCCCCUUUCUCCCUCCCUGUUUCAGUCUGUAUGAUGCAGUGUCGUCUCUGCUGAAGAAUAAGAUCCACAGACUGCCUGUGAUCGACCCUCUGACAGGGAACACUCUCUACAUCCUCACUCACAAGAGGAUCCUCAAGUUCCUCAAGCUCUUUGUGAGUCUCUUUUGUGAUCUCUUUCACCACGUUUUAUCACCCGCUGUUCCUUGACAUCUCAAUGUCUCAUUCUCAGCAGUAAAGAAGGCAAGACAAGCAGUUCUAGGACUGUAGGCCUUGUUAAUGAAAUCCACACCCCAAUGUUUAUUGAUUCUGGAGUUAGGUAAAAUACUGUGUUUAAUUUCUGUGUGAUUUUUCAAGCCACUUACAUUAGUGGAACCUUGUGUGUUAUUAUUCCCAGAUAUCGGAGAUGCCGAAACCUGCUUUCUUAGGCCAGACUCUAGAGGAGCUGGGCAUCGGAACAUUCCAUAAGAUUGCAGUGGUGCGUUCUGACACACCUCUUUACACAGCACUGGGCAUCUUUGUGGAGCAGAGAGUGUCUGCCCUGCCUGUCGUCGAUGACAAUGGUGAAUAAGGGGGGACAGUUUGUUGAAUGAAGGGUUAAAUAUGAUUUCUGACCCUGCUAUGGUAUGUAGUACUCAUGUGCUCGUGUGUCUCUCUCUCACACACAGGACGAGUGGUGGACAUUUACUCCAAAUUUGAUGUCAUUGUAAGUACCGGACAGCUGUGCUACCAAUGAGCCAUAUUUAAACAGUAUAGUCACUGGUCAGCAGAAAAUAUUGUCGUUUUAGCUCAUUGUGGGUGUUUGAGAGAUGGGCAAAGAGAGGAAACAAAGACCGCAGGAGACAGUAACCAGAAUUGUCUGUAUCCUUGUGCGUUGAGUAUAUUAUAAAGGCAAGGAAUUCAAUGCAGACCAGAGUAAGGCUCUCCUGUUCUAGAUCAAUGGGUAUCUUAUCCAGUGGGCCAGCAGUAUACAGAGCCUGUGGGCUGUUAUCGACCAGCGGACUGACAGGUUUAUUAACCAUCAGCCUGGGGAAACGGGAGCACGUGGGCUCUCUGCACUGGACUCAAUUAACCUAUAGAUGACAGUAUGUGUCUGUCUUUGUGUGUUUUCAUCUCUGCUAUCCAAAUAUAGUACUGAACACAAGCAGCAUUGAGAAGUAAUAAUGUCCCCCACACAGAACCUAGCAGCAGAGAAGACGUACAACAACCUGGACGUGACUGUGACCAAAGCCCUGCAGCACCGCUCUCAGUAUUUUGAGGGAGUGCUCACCUGCAGUACACACGAUACGCUGGAGUCCAUCAUCAACAGACUGGUGGAGGCAGAGGUGAGAGAGAUGGAGACGCCUGUGUAUACAAAUUGUAUUACUGUUUGGGUCCACAGUUUAAACAGUUUCUUGGGAGUUAGUCAAUGUCAAUACAAGUAGUACAUACAAUCAUAAUGUAAAAUAUACACCAGUGCUGAGAUCUAACCUUGCCAUUACUAAGUCAACAUAACCUUACUUGAAGGUGGAAAAACUGAUAAAGCCUUUAGUUUGUGUAACCUAUGGUUUGUGUUUCUCUCUUCUCUCUCUCAGGUGCACAGGCUGGUGGUGGUUGAUGAGCAGGAGGUGGUGAAGGGGAUCGUCUCUCUCUCCGACAUCCUCCAGGCACUGGUGCUCACUAAUGGAGACGGAGACAAGGGUAAACACAAACCUGCUCUAUGCACUGACCUUGAUGAAUCAAAUGAAAACAAUGUGAAUGUCAUUACGUUUCAACUCAGUCCCUGGGAGGCAAUGUCUUACCUGUUCAUUGUUUUGUCGUUUUAAAGGAUUUAAAUAAUUUUCAAGGUGAACUAAAGAGAUUCAUCUGGUGUUUGUAUUUCAGGAACUGCUUGAGGGAGUGAUGAAGGGAGACUCCUCCAAAAAGAUGAGGAAGGAUAGAGAGGAGGAGGAUCCUGGAGGAGAGGAAGAAAGAGGAGUGAUGUGGGAGAGGGAAAGAUAGGAAUCUGUCAACAUAUUCCCUCCUGUACAAAUGUACGUCUUGAACACGAGGAUCUCGUUCUCUCUCUGCACAAAAAUGUGAAUUCCAUUGACUUUCUCAAUUCAGAAAUAUAGACACAUACAGUACCAAGCGACACUUUAAACCAAGCCAAAACCCAAGCAACAUAACAUACCCAAACAAGAAGCAGGACCAGGUUUGGCCAAUGGAGUGGAGCUUUAUGUCCAUUGUUCACUCUGGGCGGCCCAACACAACCUAGUCUCUCUCCUCUCGGUGCAGGUGGUGGACCUAUACAGUACAGGAAUGAUGUCUAAUUAUGUGAAGGGGAUCAAUUAUCCACUUCUCAGACAAAUCCAUUCCCUACCCGUUCUCUCACAUUUUGUCUGUAGAGACACUGGAGAGAGGAGUCUGUUACUUUCCACCCUGGCUCUUAACUGAGCAGCAUUCCUUUUCCCAUCAUCCUUAUAGGGCUGGAGUCUAUAAAGCACAACUAGCCAAUCAUGGAUCACAAGGUCAUGUAUGUCACAGAGGAACUAUAUAUAUUAGUACUGGAAGCUACCAUAGCAACUCCGCUGUUUUGGUUACAGUAGGUGAAGUCUGGAAUGUCCGAGAUGGAACUGCUGUAGAUGUCAUUAGUUUUAUUUCUUAUAUAUCGAUUCAAAACCACCGACUAUUUAUGUAAUUGCGUGUUGUUUCUGAUUUGGCAUAGCGUACAUUUCAGAAUGUUUUCUUAUUUCCUCUUCAGUUUGUAAAGUGCUCAUGUGAAUUGGAGUGUUUUUAUGGUUGUGUUCAGUGUGUCCUUGUUUGACUUGACACUCACAUUUUCUGACCAGAAGACUGGAGAAAUGGUUGUGGCAGUAACAUGAGUCUGUGUUUUUAGGGUUUGCUUAGCGUUGUUCCUCAAAAUCCUUCUAGAGCUAGAUGAGAUUAUUUUGCCUUUAAGUUUUACUCAUUUCCCAACAAGAUUUCUUUAGAAAGUUUUCAACAACAUGCAGUGUGAGCGUGUGGAUUGAUCAUGAUGGAUUCGGUCACUUUUGCUUGUGAACCAUUGCCUGUCUUAUGAUUGGAUAUUCUGAGUGCUUCUGAGAUAUUCAUCCUGAUUGUGUUGGGGGUAUAUCGUUGAAGCAGUAGACAUUUUGGACAGUCCCUUUUUUGUCAUGACUUUAUUCCAUUAUCACCUUGUUAUAGGAUUCCAUUUUAGCCAUUCAUUACUAAAAGUGAUUUCCUUGUCCUUUUUACAUUCUCAGAGGGCAAACCAUGUAUGAAAGGGACUUUCUUGGGCCAUUGACUCAGUACAUUUUCAAGGUAUGAAUAAGAUGUACAAGUAUGUAAAUGCAGUUUUUUCUACUAAUGUGAAUUGAAAUGGUAAUUUAAUGCAUGAGCAAUAAAUAUUGUUUCUCUUACAUGGUACUGGUUUUCUGUAGUGUUCUGUCGUUUGUUUUACAUAUGUACUUUUGAAUGUGUUUUGUCUUGGUGGAGCAGUAGGGUUGAUGUGUAACUGUGGGUGUAGGUCAGCUGGAGGAUGUGGGAAGAGCAGGAUGUGAUGCAACACAAACUUACGGUAAUGGGAUGACUGCUGUGUUGACCACACAUUUAUGUGAACAUGAAUCGGGAUAGACAUUAAACUAGAACUUUGCUUCUGAUUUGAAUGAGUGGUUGGAAGAUGCAUACACCAAGGCUCUAAUGGAAAUAGUUUUUGCAUUCGGUGUACAUACUGGUAUGUGUGAGUAAAAUAAACAGACA
Messenger RNA from Coregonus sp. 'balchen', 4689 nucleotides. The record is from the annotation of a GenBank genome assembly. Lineage: Eukaryota; Metazoa; Chordata; Actinopteri; Salmoniformes; Salmonidae.